This is a messenger RNA of Aspergillus saccharolyticus JOP 1030-1, 3840 nucleotides long. RefSeq names its product putative phospholipase D (PLD) (gene pld2). The transcript has 5 exons. NCBI's taxonomy places the organism in Eukaryota, Fungi, Ascomycota, Eurotiomycetes, Eurotiales, Aspergillaceae. The record is from RefSeq and is a predicted model, not a curated record. Gene Ontology annotation, biological process: cell motility. Gene Ontology annotation, molecular function: catalytic activity. Bases 1 to 3840 code for a protein of 1279 amino acids.
AUGUCCCACCGUGAGGAAGACCUGGCCUAUGGCCACUACUACGGCGACUCAGCGCGGGGCGCAUCCGGUGACACCGAAAGAGGUUUUGUCGGCGACACUUUCCAGAAGCUGAAGGAAACCUACAAGACUCAUCAGCAGCAGGGCAGCAGCAAUGCGCAGCAGAGCCAGUACCAGCAAACGCAUUCUCAAACCCAAGGUUCCGCCCACCAAUACCCGCCGUCGUACGGAAACAACAGCCCGCAACACCACCAACACCAGCAGUCAACCUAUCACCAGCAGUCCCCGAAACCCCAGAAGCAGGACAAGCUAUCUGGAUUGUUCGGGAAGUUGGAAACUCUUGGAAAUGAAUUUGCCCAGAAGAUCGGAACUGCCUUGGAUCCCCAGGCUUAUGCCGAAUAUGGAUCGACCAAGCCGCAGACGCAGAAUCGCUUUGGUAGCUUUGCGCCGGAGCGCCAGGGCAACGAAGUCAAGUGGCAUGUCGAUGGAUGUGCUUACUUCUAUGCUGUCUCCAAGGCCUUGGAAAGUGCAAGAGACUAUAUCUGGAUCUUGGACUGGUGGUUGUCGCCAGAACUUUACCUGCGACGUCCUCCCGCCAAGAAUGAGCAGUACCGACUGGAUCGGAUGCUGCUGGCUGCUGCGCAGCGUGGCGUUCGUGUCAAUAUUAUUGUCUAUAAGGAGGUUACCCAGGCCUUGACGCUCUCAUCGCAUCACACGAAGCAUCAUCUGGAGGACCUUCAUCAGAACAUUGCGGUAUUCCGUCACCCAGAUCAUCUUCCCGAUCGUCAAGAGUUGGAGGCUUCUAUCGCUUCUUCCCUUCAGAAUCUAUCGCUGGAUGCAGGUAAUCUGGCUAAGAUGUCUGAGGAUACCAUCAAGGGGCUUUACGGUAUGCAUGAAGAUGUGAUCCUCUACUGGGCCCACCACGAGAAGCUUUGCAUCAUUGACGGGCGUGUUGCCUUUAUGGGUGGCUUGGAUAUGUGCUUCGGCCGUUGGGACACCAAUCAGCACGCCCUCGCCGACGUUCAUGGCCAGGACCUCAACGAGAUCGUCUUCCCUGGUCAGGAUUACAACAACGCCAGAGUGCUUGAUUUCCAGGAUGUAGCGAACUGGGAAAAGAAUCAGCUGGAUCGGAAGAAGACCUCUCGUAUGGGUUGGUCGGACAUCUCGGUCAGCUUGCAUGGACAGGUGGUCGAAGAUCUGAGACGCCACUUCAUUGAGCGCUGGAACUUCAUCUAUGACCUCAAGUACUACUCUCGCAACAAUCCCAGAUACUCAAAGCUGAACUUGUACGGUCGGCUUCCCUCUUCGAUGGGCGCCCAACAAGGUCUGCAACAGGGCCAGCAGCCGGGCCAGCAGCAGGGUCAGCAGCAGGGUCAACCAGCUCAGCAACCUGCAACAUCAAACCAGGGACAUUCUACUCCUAGCUGGCAGCAGGAAUUCACAGCCCAGCCGGGAGCUCUCCCAACCAGCCCAAACCCUUCCACACCAAGCUGGCAACAACAGGCAGCAUCUCCUCAGCCCGCCGUUCAUUCCGGCAAUGCCCAGGCAUCUAGCGCCAGCACCCAAGCAACACCUAGCUGGCAGCAACAGGCUUAUCAGCAGCCGCAGCAGCCGGCUUCUCAGCAAACUAGCUCCUACGGCAGUAGCGCCCAGCCUCCCACUCCAAGCACUCCUGGCUGGCAGCAGCAGCAGCAGACUCCGUCUCCUCAGACCGGUGCCUAUUCCGGCAAUAUCCAACACACUCAAAGCUGGCAGCAACAGCACGAGCCGCAACAAGGCGGCUAUCAGGCCACUUCUGCCACACCUGACAACCAGGCGACUUCUAGCUUGCAACAGCAAGCUCCCCCCGCAUACACACCUAACCAGGCGUAUACACCGAGUCACGACGAGAAGCACAACUACACCUACACCGGUGACUCGUUCCCUCCCCCUCCCCCUGGCCCUCCCCCCAGCCAGGGCACCUCAUCAAACCAGCAACAGGAAUACGGACAGCAUCAAGGUCAAGCAUACUCCCAGCAACAGAAUUACACCCAACCUCAAGGCCAAUCAUACCCUCAGCAACAGACGUCUACGCAGUCUCAGGCCCAACCGUAUCCCCAGCAGCAGACCCACACUCAAUCUCAGGGUCAGGGUCAGUCCUACUCCCCAAGCCAGAGUCAGAGUCAGUAUUACCCGCCGCCCCCUGCUCAAGAAGGGCAGCAUUCGCAAACCCGCGGUCUUCACGAUUACCACAGCGGAGGACAUGGGUACGGAGACUCCGAUAGAGGCUUUAACUUCCGUGGUAUCAAGGAGAACAUCACAGAUUACGGCAAUGUUCUUCGUGGUGAGUUGGCAGGCCAAAUCCACCAUUACCAGGAUCGUAUGAACUACCGUCAGGGUGGCCAGCCACGCGGCAACAUGAUCUGCCAGAUCGUGCGCAGUGCUUCCAAGUGGAGCAACGGAACGCCGACCGAGCAUUCCAUCCAGGAUGCGUACGCAGCCAUCAUCCGCAACAGUCAGCACUUCGUGUACAUCGAAAACCAGUUCUUCAUUACUGCAACCGGCGAUGCGCAGAAGCCAGUUGAGAACAAGAUCGGAGCUGCGAUUGUCGAACGUAUUCUUCGUGCUGCACGCGCCGGUGAGAAAUACAAGAUCGUCGUUGUUAUCCCAUCAGUCCCCUGCUUUGCUGGAGACCUGAGCGAUGACUCCACGCUGGGUACUCGUGCCAUCAUGGAGUUCCAGUACAACUGCAUCAACCGGGGAGGCAGCAGUAUCAUGGAGCUGAUCGCCAAGGAGGGAUACAACCCGAUGGACUACAUUCGGUUCUACAACCUGCGCAACUAUGACCGUAUCAAUGUCAGCGGGCCACUGCUUCAGGCAGAGAAUAGAAGCGGUGUGAACUAUGAAGAAGCCCGCAAGGAGCACGACUUGACCACUGCUGGCCCUGGGGGUUACGGACCGGGUGCGCCGCGGGCGGCAUUUGACACCACCGCCCCUUACCAGCAGUACCAGCAGGCUGCUCAACAGGUGUCCAGCACCAAGUCCGCUCCUGGCCGCUGGGACAGUGUAAGUGAAUGCUACAUGUUGAAUGGUCCUGAUAUCCGCAACGUGCCCUGGGAUGGCCCUGCGGAAGCUGAGAUUGACGCCUUUGUCACUGAGGAACUCUAUGUGCAUUCCAAGGUAAUGAUUGCCGAUGACCGGGUGGCUAUCGUCGGAUCCGCCAAUCUGAACGACCGCUCCCAGCUGGGCGACCAUGACUCCGAGAUUGCCAUCGUGAUUGAAGACCACACCCCUAUCCAAUCCCGCAUGAACGGUCAGCAGUGGAUUGCGAGUCGAUUUGCCGCUUCCCUGCGCAGAUACCUGUUCCGCAAGCAUCUUGGACUAUUGCCACCCCAGGACCCAGAACGCCCCGACGCCAACUUUGAGCCGGUGGGUGUGCCAAACACAUUCGACGCCGAGUCGCCUGAAAGCCAGAUCGUGGCCGAUCCAUUGGCGGAUACCAUGCACAGCAUGUGGAACACGCGGGCUAGAACCAACACUGAGGUCUUCCGGAAGGUCUUCCAUUCGGUUCCUGAUGACCAAGUCCGGAACUGGGCCACUUACAAGGAAUUCUAUGGCUACUACUUCCACAACGCGGACAAGCAAGCAUAUGGGAAGGAUGACUCCCAGCCUGCGCGGUACGAAUACGGACAUGUGGUGCGGGACGACUUCCCUCCGGGUCCUGAGGGUGUGAAGCAGGUGAAAGAACUUUUGAGCCAGGUCAAGGGCACGUUGGUCGAGAUGCCCUUGAUGUUCUUGAUCGAGGAGGACAUUGCGAAGGAGGGGCUGACAUUGAACGAAUUGACGGAACCUAUCUACACUUGA